AUGUUACAGGUUGGUGAACGGCAUCAGCCAGGUACUGCAUUGUUUCGUGAACACGAUGAUUACAAUGAUGAGAGGCAGGAAGCGGACGAACUGGACGAUGGGGAAUGUUCGGACUCAUCCAGUUCGCAAGGUAGUUCACUCACCUUACGUCCCAAUUCGCCGACCAUGGAUCGGCCGAUUUCCGGUCACACCCCCUCACUGGGACCCCCACCUCCACCACCACCACCAACGACGACGACUAGUGCCAAAACAAUAAAUUUGUAUAGAAAUCAUCAUUCAACAACGCAUCCAGUGGCUUCGAACAAGACUGAGAGUCCUGAAAGUGGGAAUAAUUUCAGAGGAGCGAGAAUGGGACAAACCGAGCCGCAGAGGAAACAGCGCGAACAACAGUCGACGUCACAGCAACAGCAACAACAAGGACAAACGCUCGAACAAGCGAAUAAGCAAAAAUCUCGAGAACAUCAACAACGAAUUCAACAGUUUGCACGACGUCCUCCUCUGCAAAUUAGUCAAUCAUUCAGCGAUGUGGAGUCCUCUUUCUCCAGUUGUUUUAAUCAGUCUGGAUUCACUGUCCUGAAUCAAGAUCAACUGAUGACCUUGGCCACCGCAUUGGACCGCAAUCACAGUCAACUGGCCAAUCGUCAGCAGGCAUUACGUCAUCUGGUUCACUUGCCUAUCAUUGAUAUCCAGGCCUGUGAAGCUUGGAGUGCACCUGGAGUUACACUCGAAAACGCGGAAUCGAAUGCUCGGGAACAGGUUAGGCGAGACACAGAAUCCCCCAAACAGUCGGACAGUCGAAAAGAGCGGAAUACUUGGAUGGAUAAAACGACCACACAAUCGAACAAAUGGUUGCACGAUUCGGACAUGCAACCAUCAAGUUCGUAUCCAUUGGUUGGUGGAAAUCUUCGAACCGGUUUGGCCGAUGCAUUGAACGAUCCGGACGAGACAUUGUGGGUAAGGCUCUUCAAACAUAUUGACAAUUAUGCACCAUAA
Echinostoma caproni is the source of this 993-nucleotide messenger RNA. Lineage: Eukaryota; Metazoa; Platyhelminthes; Trematoda; Plagiorchiida; Echinostomatidae. The record is from the annotation of a GenBank genome assembly.